This is a messenger RNA of Drosophila teissieri, 2629 nucleotides long. Its product is annotated as protein prune homolog 2. Gene Ontology annotation, cellular component: cytoplasm. The transcript is spliced from 4 exons. The record is from RefSeq and is a predicted model, not a curated record. Lineage: Eukaryota; Metazoa; Arthropoda; Insecta; Diptera; Drosophilidae. Bases 299 to 1753 code for a protein of 484 amino acids.
AAUGUCUUCGUCAUUAAAAACGUUUCUAUAAUUUUAAAAACUGCCACUGGCCUGCCAGAUCUCCAUGGAAAACCGAAGUUUCGCAACACUACCACCCACACACACAUUCGCGAACAUCUGGUAACCUCGCUGCUGGAGCCCUCUUGAAAUUUUGUUUACUGGCAUUUAAAUAUCAGCGAAUUUUGGCUAAAAAGUCUGACUUAUGCACCUAGCACUGAUGCCCGGAGCGACUAGAUGAGUGUCUGGAUGAGCGGGCUCCCGAAAUUUCGCACUAGCCACACAAAAUAUAUUGGAAACUAUGAGUUUGCACUACGCGGAAUCGGAAUCUUCGCAGUCAGAGAGCAAAAUGGACAUCUCGGAGACGCCGACGGACUCAACGGGCGUCUCGCCGCUGGCGGAUGAUCUUGUGCCCACUGCGCCGGAAAAGAAUAUCCUGGAAUUGGAGCAGGUGAAGCAGGAUCACGAUAAGAAGGAUCUGGAGUUUAAGACGACUUCCACGCUGGACAACAGAAUACUGCGUCCAGAGCUGCUGCCCAUGGAGGCGAUGCCACAACGACACAACACCAUCGAGCGCACCCUGGCCAACAGCCAUCCGCUGAUGUCGCCAACCAACACGGACUCAGACUCUGAGCCCUUUCAGCUGAAGAAGCAGGAGAAACAGACGCCCAGAAGCAACUUUCCGGACGUAGUGCCCACCACGGAGACGGUGCAGGUUAAAAACAACCUGAAUCAAUCCCGGAACAAGCCGCAGGACGCCAAGGUUAGCUUGCUAAGGGCCAACAGUCCGGAUAUCCUGAGCAGCGAGUCAGAUGCGGAUGUGUCGCAGUACCUGGCCGCUGUGGAGUCCAACUUUCAGUCCGUUUCCCUUAUGCCCAAUGGCAAUGGCAAGAAAUCCAAGCGAACGACCACUCUCCCUGGUGGCGAGGACAUAUCUAGCCUGGAUUCGAUCUCCAAUCACAGCUUCGACGAUGACGAGGACAUUGAGCACAACUUGGCCUCCUUAAGUCCAUCGAGCUCGCUGAUUGACGGCUUAGACGGAGAGGAUGACGACGACGAUUGCGAGGGUCCAGAACUGCUGCCCGAUCACGAUGACGACUUGGAACUGGACCUGGAGUUCGGUUUGGCCACCACGCCCACGCCAAAUGCUCCGGCAUCGGCCACGGCUGCCUCAACUCUGCCGCAGUAUACGGCUGCUGAAGAGCGACGUGAUUCGCGGAAUUGGCAGAAGAUCACAUUACCGGAUGGACGCACCCGGGAGAUCGACAUGCGGGUCAUAGAGCCUUACAAGCGUGUGCUAUCCCAUGGUGGCUAUCUCAAAUCUGGCGGCCAGAACGCCAUAGUCAUCUUUUGCGCCUGUCACCUGCCGGAUAGGUCGAGGGCUGACUACAGCUAUGUGAUGGACAAUUUGUUUCUCUACGUAGUUAAGACCCUGGAACAGUUGGUCACUGAUGACUAUGUGCUGAUCUAUCUGCAUGGCGGCUCCAAUAGGCGGAACGUUCCGCCUUUUCCCUGGCUCAAACGGUGUUAUCAGCUGCUUGAUCGCCGACUUCGCAAAAGCCUGAAGCACAUGUAUUUGGUGCACCCGACAUUCUGGAUAAAAUCGCUGGUGUGGAUGGCGCGGCCUUUUGUGAGCACAAAGUUUUGGCGCAAGCUGGUCUACGUAAAGUCCCUGGAGGAACUGGGCAUGCACGUGGUCGUGGAGAAGGCGGCCAUUCCGGAAAAGGUCAAGCAAUACGACGCCAAGCGGCACUGAGGCCCUGCGAUGCCCCAGACUUGUUAAACGCAAAACGCUAAUGCAAACUUAACGCAUUCAUGCCACACUCGCUACUCGAGCCUCUGCAUUCCCCAUCUUCAAUAAGAACUGAGGCAAAUCCUCCAAUCCGGUCGUUUGCGCUCUCUCGCUAUGCUUUAAUUUAAGAUCUCAAUCUUUGUGAUACUUUAUUUUUGCCUUCUCUCAGCCAACUCGAAAUCCCCCCUGCAUUUUUCUGUGUGAAGCGUGAAGGCGUUCAGCAAAACAUCGAACAAGUUUUUGUAGUUCUUUAUUGGCAGUCGUAGAAAUCGUAUUAGACACAGACUCAUAUGUGUUAGGAUCCUAUAUAUACACCCACAUACAUAAUGAUACAAUGUAGUUAUCGUGUAGCUUCCGCUUCAUAUAUUUUAUAAUGGAACAUACAUAUGCAACCAGAAACCACCAACCUUCCGUACAUGUUACCUUUCCUUUGUAGUGGCAAACAGAGAAAACACGAAGUUGGAACAGAAGCAACACUAAAACUGAACCUAAACAUAAGUAAUUGAAAAUCUUUAGCUGAAUUGUGCAUCUUAUAUCGCAUAUUGUAUAUUCCAAGCGUUCCAAGCACGACACUUUCGCUGACACAUGAGAGACCCCAUGCCAGUCGACAGUAGGUGCCCCAUUUAUCUCAUCCACCAUCAGAGUUAGCCGAUUAGCCUGUAAGUGAACUAGCGACCAUUCUUUGUGAAAUCUACACACGGACACACGUAGAAUCUCUCUAGUGGAUAAUGUGACGUACAAUUAGGCAAUGUAACCGAUUGAUAUUAAGAGCGACAUUUUGUUGGUUUCCUUUUACCGCUUUAAACAAACAAUAAUAAUAAAGUGCAAGAUGAUUUUUUA